AUGUCUGCUCGUCCCCAGAACAUUGGUAUCAAGGCCAUUGAGGUCUACUUCCCCAGUCAGUGUGUCGACCAGUCCGACCUCGAGAAAUUCGAUGGCGUGAGUGAGGGCAAGUACACAAUUGGUCUGGGCCAGACCAAGAUGAGCUUCUGUGAUGACCGCGAGGACAUCUACUCCAUGGCUCUGACCACACUCUCCUCCCUCAUCAGCAAGUACAACAUCGACAAGAACAACGUUGGCCGUCUGGAAGUUGGUACCGAGACCCUCCUGGACAAGUCCAAGUCCGUCAAGUCCGUCCUGAUGCAGCUCUUCGCCCCCGAGAACACCAACAUCGAGGGUGUCGACACCGUCAACGCUUGCUACGGAGGUACCAACGCCGUCUUCAACAGCAUCAACUGGGUCGAGUCCUCCGCCUGGGACGGUAGAGAUGCUAUCGUCGUCUGCGGUGACAUUGCCCUGUACGCCAAGGGUGCCGCUCGCCCCACCGGUGGUGCUGGCUGCGUUGCCAUGCUGAUCGGCCCCGACGCUCCUAUUGUCUUCGAACCCGGUCUCCGUGGCAGCUACAUCACCCACGCCUACGACUUCUUCAAGCCUGACCUGACCAGCGAGUACCCCGUUGUUGACGGCCACUUCUCGCUCAAGUGCUACACCGAGGCCGUCGAUGCCUGCUACAAGGCCUACGACGCUCGUGAGAAGACUCUGAAGGAGAAGGCCCAGAACGGCAGCAACGGCACUGCCCAGGACGACAGCAAGACCCCCUUGGACCGAUUUGACUACAUCCUGUACCACGCUCCCACUUGCAAGCUGGUCCAGAAGUCGUUCGGUCGUAUGCUGUACAACGAUUACCUCGCCAACCCCUCCCACCCCGCCUUCGCCGAGGUCGCCCCCGAGCUGCGUGACCUGACCUACGACCAGUCCGUGACCGACAAGAACGUCGAGAAGACCUUCAUGGGCCUGACUAAGAAGCGCUAUGCCGAGCGUGUGCGCCCCGGUUUGGACGUGGCCACCCUUUGCGGUAACAUGUACACUGCUACCGUCUACGCUGGUCUGGCCAGCUUGAUCUCCAACGUCAAGUUUGAUCCUGCCGAGGCCAAGCGUGUUGGAAUCUUCUCCUACGGCAGUGGUCUUGCCGCUUCCAUGUACAGCGCCAAGAUUGUCGGCGACGUGUCCUACAUGGUUGAGAAGCUCGACCUCCACAACCGUCUCAACGGCCGAACUGUUCUGCCUCCUCAGGCUUACGAUGAUAUGUGUGUCCUCCGUGAGCAUGCUCACCUGAAGAAGAACUUCAAGCCUUCUGGCAAGACGGAGACGCUGUACCCCCAGACCUACUACCUCUCCGAGGUUGAUGACAUGUUCCGACGCCAAUACGAGGUCAAGGCCUAA
This is a messenger RNA of Aspergillus affinis, 1380 nucleotides long. RefSeq names its product hydroxymethylglutaryl-CoA synthase (gene erg13). The record is from RefSeq and is a predicted model, not a curated record. Gene Ontology annotation, molecular function: hydroxymethylglutaryl-CoA synthase activity. NCBI's taxonomy places the organism in Eukaryota, Fungi, Ascomycota, Eurotiomycetes, Eurotiales, Aspergillaceae. The transcript is spliced from 4 exons. Gene Ontology annotation, biological process: acetyl-CoA metabolic process; ergosterol biosynthetic process. The coding region runs from base 1 to 1380 and encodes 459 amino acids.